This is a messenger RNA of Symbiodinium sp. CCMP2592, 1779 nucleotides long. The record is from the annotation of a GenBank genome assembly. NCBI's taxonomy places the organism in Eukaryota, Dinophyceae, Suessiales, Symbiodiniaceae.
AUGCUUGGUCGCCAAAGUUUUGAUGGGGCUCUCGGCGAAGCGGAGAACCCAACAACCACUUCACAGUCCGGCAGCAGCAAGCAAGUUAAGAAGAGUUUGCUCACCGAAUUUUCUUCGAAUCCACAUCUUCCCCCUCCGAGUUCUCUCACUCCGCGUAUCUCGGGCAUCGUGUCCCACAAAGGGUUUUGUCAAGGAGAUUUCUUGGAUGAGAGGAUCCUUGCGGAGAAGUCUCGCUACAUGAACUCCUGGGAAGACUUCGUUUCGGAGGUGGUUCAAUUCAGCAGCCCCCUUCGUAAACCUUUCCGAGAGUUGUCCAGCACAGUGACGGCAGGGAUUUGGCAGAGAGCUACGCUGUCCACCGCAGAUCUCGCAGCUUACCGAACGGAGCAGAUGUCGCGCAUUCGGCGGGUGGUUGCAGCGGACGGCUCUUUGGCCCAGGAUGCGCAGCAACCCGAUGGAUUCCGCUUGCUCGGGCGGCUGCCAACCGUUCCACAGUGGGCACAACGCCCGGAUCCCCAAGCUUGGGAUGAUGCAGCUCAUGCUCAAGAACUCCAGCGUCUGUUGGACACGCAUGCGGUCAAGCAGGACGGUGGUCUCUUCAAAGUGCCUAGCAGCCACUCCGCAGAGCUUCACAGGCUGCUCGAAGAGGAGACUUCGUCCUACACGUGGCCAGAAGCACGUCGAGAGUUGGGAGACUUUGCUUCUUGGUUGUACUUCGGGGUUCAAGAACCAACUAAGCUUAGGGGUUGCUUGGAUCCGCAAGAAGCGAAUGGUCCCUCGAUGGUCCUACUGCCGAACCAAGUCCUCAUGGCCGGCUUGGAUGGCUAUCUGUCGCUGUGCCAAACCCUGGCCGCCGCCUUCAAAAAGAAAGGGGACCACGAAGGGAGCAUCAGAAUCUAUGUGCCCCGCAGACUUCUGUUUGGUCCGCGAGGGUCUCCACAUGUUUUCUGCAGAGUCACCGAUGCGGUGUCAGCCGUUGCGGCGGUUCUUUUGCUGAUUCCCAACGUUCCUCAUCUUGACGAUUUAGUGGGUGUGGACACUCAGGAUGCUAUAGUUUCAGCGCGUGAGGCCUUCGUCGAGUUACACAUGCUUCUGAAUUUCAGGCUCAAGGGCGCCAAAGCUAGGCCACCUCGUGAUGCAGCAGCAAGUGCUUCAACCUUUCAAGCGCUGGGAGCUCUUCUGAGCUUUGACACCACAGAGCUCCAACGGAAGCUUGGCUUGGUCUGCACUGUGGAUUUGCCCCAACAGAAAGUCAGCAAGUAUGUAGGCGUCAUCACAUCGGCGUUGGAGCAGAAUCACUUGUCGGCCGCAGUGGCUGGGAAGUGUGUGGGCCAGUGGGUUACUUGGCGAGUGCUCCAGGCUGCUCUGGUCGGCUUCUGCAUGUUCAUGUGCGCGUCCGGCCCGAUGUCUGUGCAUGUUCCGGGCACAGUGGCUCGUAGAGCGGCUCUCAUCUUCGUCGAUGCUGCAGGCAAAGGCAACGGCUACAGGCUAGGAGGAGUAGCCUGGGGAGCCGGUUGGUUUUGCUUUUUCUCCCAAGCGAUGGGACCGGAGGACUCCAACCUGUUGCCGUGGCUCUCGGGGCACUGCGUAAAUGAGGCUGAGGCCUUAGCAGCUGUAGUCGCGUUGCUCACCUGGUCGCACCGGCUGGAAAACGUGGACAUCUUCCUUUUCAUAGACAACGUGGCUGCCGAAGGAGUCUUGCAUGGUCAAAGCGUACAGUUCGUCUCCACACCUCACGGUCUUAGCAGGGCUAUUCUGGCAGACGGUCAGGCGGGUUAA